CUUAUCUUUCUUUCCAAGUCGCUCCCACAAUGAUUGUUAUUCUAGUUUCGUGCGACCGCAAGAUCUUGCUCACAGGGCUGAUCGCCAACCGAGUAACCAUUCUGCUAACCCCAUCAUGGCUAAACUGCUGGGUGUAGCAUUAGGCUUCUUGAGCCAACCAUUCACCCAUCUUUCCCAGCUAUCGUUCUUGACUGAUUCCGUCGGGCUAAACAAUGGUCAGGUUAUUACCCCACAGGUGUCCAACUCUAUCCAAGAGACCCUCGAUAUUUGGAACAUCACUGGACUCUCUGUCGCAGUUGUACCGAGGUACGGCGAUCCGGAAUUUCAUUCAUGGGGAAACGUGACAGAGGACGGGGAAAAGACAACAGAAAAUACAUUAUUCCACAUGGCAUCUGUAUCCAAGGCUUUCUGUGCGAGCGCUCUUGGAAUUUUGAUGGAUGACUAUCAAUAUGGAAGAAAUGUCACCCCGCUUCCCCCUGCUCUGUCAGAAUUCAACUGGCACACCUUAGUACAAGAUAUCCUUCCGGGAGAAUGGCAAUUGAUGGAUGAAUGGGCGUCCAAGAAAGCUAAUAUAAAGGACAUCCUCUCUCAUGUGUCUGGCCUUCCCCGCCAUGACUACUCGUAUGGACCAUACGACAGCCCGAAAGAUGAAGUAUUGCGCAUGCGCUAUCUGAGGCCAGCUUUUGAACUCCGGGAACAGUGGUCGUACAACAACAAUAUGUUCACGACAGCCGCAUAUAUCGUUGAAACUUACUCCGCACAAACGUACACCUCUUUUGUAGAGGAUCGAAUUUUCACCCCACUAGGAAUGUCUUCUUCUACUUUCUCACCCGCAAAGGCUGCGAAGACCGGCAGAUUCACCCAGGGAUGGACCAGCGCCGGGAGACUCUUGCCUGAGUGUUUCACAGAAGAGACGGCAACCCUGAUGGCUGGUGCAGGUGGUGUGAUUUCGAGUGCCGUAGACAUGUCGAAAUGGGUUGCAAUGUGGCUUAACAAGGGCAUGCACAACAACGUCACAGUCAUACCGCUUUCUGUGUAUGGAAACGCCUCAGAAUCAUACUCCGUAUCCACCAGCGCCUCGGAAGAUCCCGAGAACUCAAUUGGGGGAUAUGGAAUGGGUUGGUUCCGAAACUCAUACCUGGGCCACGACAUCGUGUAUCAUACUGGUUCAGUUCCAGGAUUAUCCACGCGAGCCUCAUUCCUUCCAAAUGACGAUGUCGGAGUCCUUGUUUUUGCCAACGGCGGCGAUAAAGCAGCACCUGUGACGAACAUUUCUAACCGCAUACUCGACGCGGCUCUGAACCUGCGAUCAAAGCCAUCACCACCGAUUAAACCCAACACCUCCGAGAAGAAACCAUUCGCGCCUCCAUCCGAAAACGUCGUCGGAUUGGAACUCGCACUCGAAGAGUUCUCGGGCACAUACACCAACGCUGGAUACGGCGCCAUCACCUUUUGCACUCCCUCCGGCAGCACCCCGUAUUGUCAAGACGUGAUCUCCGACUUUGCUGCGGUGGAUGCAGGAAAGUCGAGCGCUCCCCAGUCGCCUCAGCUGUUCGCAGCGUGGCCUCGCAUAUGGUCAUCUCAUAUUCGAGGCGUGCAUCGGUCUGGGAAUACGUUCGUAGUUCAGUACACCUCGUUGUUCCCGGAAGGAUAUGGGCGCGACAGCACACCUUUCGAGACGGCGGAAAUAGUGAUGACAGAGGCUACGGCAGAAUUCGUCGUGGAGGACGGAAAGGUUGUUGGGUUUGGCGUGAUCGGGAUGGUAGGUCAACUCACGGAGAGGGAGCGAACGCACACGAGUGUGAAAGACCGAGCUGAGAUUUGGUUCGAUAAGGUGUAACAAAUACAAAUUAUGUUGGAUACAAGUAGCGCGUUUAAACGGGAAUUUCAGCUUGAACUAUAUGUACAUGUACUUAUGUCGAGAAAUUUACAGACUUAACAAAACGCAUCGAUUCAUACACUAUCAUAGAUAUUAGUGCUGUCCACAUU
Molecule: messenger RNA, 1989 nt
Organism: Suillus bovinus
Lineage: Eukaryota; Fungi; Basidiomycota; Agaricomycetes; Boletales; Suillaceae
Product: beta-lactamase/transpeptidase-like protein
Exons: 7
Coding region: 116-1840 (574 amino acids)
Source: RefSeq, a predicted model, not a curated record